Molecule: messenger RNA, 1489 nt
Organism: Andrographis paniculata
Lineage: Eukaryota; Viridiplantae; Streptophyta; Magnoliopsida; Lamiales; Acanthaceae
Exons: 11
Coding region: 178-1257 (359 amino acids)
Source: RefSeq, a predicted model, not a curated record
GAGGAUGAAGACGAGAGUCGGAUAAAUACAAUCAUUUUCAUUCUCAUGCUGUCAAAUUUUGUGUUGGUGGGUGGGAGCUCUGUGUCGGCACUGUAAACCGCAUUAUUAGCCAGGAAGGAAGGAGGAGGAAGACGGUGCGGCGAAUUCCCCGUUUCUGAUGAUUUUCCUGCGAUUCCGAUGGGAAGAAUGCCACUGGUGUCAACGGCUCGCGGUUCCGCUUACCUAAGCGCACUCGCUGUCGAGAUUGAGAAGAAGCUUCAGCGUGCGUUGGCUUCGGCGUCGCAGCGGAGGAAUUUGUUGCAGGAGUUGUUUGCCGAUGUGGCCUUGGAAAUAGAUGAUCGCGCGAGAGAAAUUAUUCUUGGCGAAGAAGGUGCAAUUUCGGUGGAAGAUGAUGGCUAUGGGGGCCCCAUAUGCUUUUACGAUGUGCUUGCUAACCAUUUUGUCAGCGUACCCCAAGAUGGCCAAUCAAUACUUAAUCUGAUUGUACAACUUUGGAGCCAGUCAUUUGCAUCUAAUAUAUUUGCUCUCUUGUUCCACAAAUGGCUGUUUGAGGUUCAACUUGAUAAUCCUGAGGUCUUACUUCGUUACUCAUCUGCUCUUGUCCAAGGUGCUACAAAUGUUUUCUGGAUUGACAUCCAAUCAAAUGCAAGGCGAUUCCAAAGUCUAUUUCAGUAUCUCCUGGAAGAGGUUGCUUUAUAUCCUGAGAGAUUGAAGAAGAUCCCUUUACAGGCUCAGCGCGACCUGUUCCUUCUUCUAUCAAGAUUCAUUUUUUUCUACAACUUAGUUGACAAGCUUGAAAGUUUUUUGAAGCAGUUUCCUGAUUUCCCAAAUGCGUUCUUGAUUGGGGGUGCCUCAGACAUACUUGUAACUGAACUAGCUGAUCAGCUUCAAAAAUUGAAGGUGGAGCCUGUACUUCUACAUUACCUUUCUCAGAUAAAGGUUCUUCAAGGUCUGGAGCUUAGAAUGACAACUAGUACAAGGCUGAAAACCUGUUUGUAUAGCUUCACUUCUCCAGGUGGUCCAAUGUAUCCAACAAGAGCAGUUCGUCAUGCAGCAUGGGAUGCCUUGGAUUAUCUUUUCCCUGUUGGGACAUACCCGCGGCAUGUAAUAAGUCUCUUUUUCCGGUUGCUGUAUCCAUGGUACUGGCCGUCUUCUUGUUGGAAUUUCGUAGUUGCGUGCAUACAAGCUGUCUUAUAUUCGGUGCUGCGGGUAAUAUUUUCUGGUUGGGAAAAUCUCACAAGAUCGAAACAACCAUAACUUUACUUUUUAAGCUCUGUGCUUUGUUGGCUUGGCUUUUUCAGUUAGGAAACUAUUGAAAUUUGUCUAUGUUGUUUGGGUGAGUCAUUGAAUUUGUUGUUGUAUUCUGUACUAUUUGUUAGGGUUAUUCUAAACCAAAACAAGAACAUAUACAUAUAAACAUAUUCAUGUAAAAGUUUUCUUACACUAUAUUUACUUUGUUAUUUUAUUAUUAUUAUUAUUAUUAUUAUUA